Molecule: messenger RNA, 1174 nt
Organism: Pisolithus orientalis
Lineage: Eukaryota; Fungi; Basidiomycota; Agaricomycetes; Boletales; Pisolithaceae
Product: HSF-type DNA-binding-domain-containing protein
Exons: 8
Biological process (GO): regulation of DNA-templated transcription
Molecular function (GO): sequence-specific DNA binding; DNA-binding transcription factor activity
Source: RefSeq, a predicted model, not a curated record
GACAGCGAUGAUAACAUACCAGCGACGAGCGACUUCGUCAAGAAACUGUACAAGAUACUUGAGGAUCAGUCAUUCCCACACAUAGUAUCAUGCGGUCCAAACGGUGGUUGCUUUGUCGUAAAGGACAUGAACGAAUUCACGAAAUCAAUCCUCCCUCGCAUGUUUAAACACUCUAAUUUUGCCUCGUUUGUCAGGCAACUAAACAAAUACGACUUCCACAAGGUCAAAAAUGCCGAUGACACCCAAUGUGAAGCCCUGGAAAACAUGAAACGCAAGGCCCUUGCAGCGCGUGUAUCAGCACCAUCAGGGUUCGCUAUCGGACCCUCUGCGCUGGGUCAUUCUGGCUCAGCCAGACCCCAAGGUGGCGUAUUGAAAUCUCUCCAAACGCAAACCAACACCCUCGCGUCACAUACGACCAACGCAUCGCAUGCUCAAAACGCAACUCUUCAAUCCGUCACAACAGGAUUGCAGAACACCCUGUCGGGCUUUCAGAACGGAAUGUCAGGGUUACAACCGGAAGUCGCAGCGCUGCAAUCAGAGGAUCGAGUGAGAGAUUUGGAAAGGUGUUACAAGGACGUGCUUGGAGAAAUGGUUCGUUUCCAGAGGAAUAUUGCUCGGCAGGGUGGUUUGAUGCAGAGUUUAGUGGAAUAUUUUCUGCGUGCGGAAGGCGCGAAGCACGAAGAUUCCGUUUUCGCAACACCCAUCGCAUCCGGACCAGCACCACCUACAGCUGGCCUUGCAAAUAACUCUCAGCAAAUACAAAAACCCCAUACACCUGUAAUGCCUCCCCCGACAAGGGUAAGGUCUCUGGAACACAGUAUGACUCCCAACACGCAUCCACCUCUGUCGUUUGGCAUGUCGAUGAAAACGUCGACCACGGCGGCUGCGAUGUCAGCGAAGUUGCUGGCUUCGCAACAGCCGCAGCGAUGUCCGUUUUUGCAGUCCCUCACUGCGUCUCAUUCGCAGCACAUGCUUGGAUCCCAUGGACAUGGACAUGGACACGGACCACAUGGACCACCCGUGACGUCUGCCUCGUCAUCGACCCUUUUUUGGGCACUAUCAAGAAGUCAGGCUCAAGCACAAGCACAGGCGCAAUCCAGUCCCCGUCUCCAUCAGUUUCACGAGCACAAGGUCAGCGCAAGGACCUGCUGAGCCACCCGUACAAUCAAUUCAA